Molecule: messenger RNA, 2512 nt
Organism: Nipponia nippon (crested ibis)
Lineage: Eukaryota; Metazoa; Chordata; Aves; Pelecaniformes; Threskiornithidae
Source: RefSeq, a predicted model, not a curated record
GAUCCUCUGAACUUGGCUCCUGAUUAAAGCUGACAGAUAAUGGAAACAUUUCCUUGGCGAUGUCUCUGGGGCGACUCCUCCGACGUGCCUCUUCAAAAGCUUCAGACCUCCUGACCUUGAAUCCUGGUGGUGGCAGCAGUUCAUCUUCCAUACUUGAUGGGGAGAUUAUCUACUCUAAGAACAAUGUCUGCGUCCAUCCACCUGAGCUGCUACAAGGCAUCGGGGAGCAUCAUCCAGGCUAUUUGUGCUUGUACAUGGAGAAAGAUGAGCUACUCGGGACCACGCUUAUCCUUGCCUGGGUGCCAAACUCCCGCAUUCAGAGGCAGGAUGAAGAAGCCCUGCGCUAUGUCACUCCUGAGAGUUCCCCUGUCCGUAAAGCUCCCCGCAAACGCGGCCGCCACACUCAGGGUUUCGGCAUUGUCCGGCAGGCUUCCCCCACCGAGCAGAGAGGGGCAGUGAUCCUGAAAGGAGAAGACAUCUUGACUGUGUCACAGCUUGUGAAAGAUGUGGCUUACAUCAGCUCCCCCUCUUCGGACGGGGAGAAGCUCUCCCAGUGCUGCCCUGCGGCAGACGGCACCCACCGGCCCCCCCAGCCUGCCCGCAGUGACUCAGGAAUCCUAUCGACAAUCAGUUCUCAGGAGGAGCAGAACAGGUCGGAGCUGUCGGUGGAGGGGACGGAGGAAGGUCUGGACUGCAGACCAGAGCCAGGGGAGGACGAGGGCUCUUUGGAGCUGUCUGUCGAUGACGUGAGCAGGGACAGUACUUUUGACUCUGAUUCUGAUGCCUUCUCUUCCCCCUUCUGCCUCUCUCCCAUUAGUGAAGCCCUCGGGAAAAGCAGUAGUUCUGUGUUUCUGGAUAAUGAAAGCAGGGACACGUGUGACAAUCGCAUGACCUGCUCCACCAGCUCUGCCUCCAGCCUCGACACCAGUGCCCAGUUCCAGGAGAAUAAUGGGCAAAUGCAGAGCACCAGAUGGGACGAACAGCAGAAAGUGUUUGCCCUAGAGCAGGUCUGUGGCGUCUUUAGAGUGGACCUGGGACAAAUGAGAUCCCUUCGCCUCUUCUUUAGCGAUGAGGCAUGCACCUGUGGACAACUGGUUGUUGCGAGCAGGGAGAGCCAGUACAAGAUCUUCCAUUUUCACCAUGGUGGCCUGGAUAAACUGUCCGAGGUGUUUCAGCAAUGGAAGUACUGCACAGAGACCCAUCUCAAGGACCAGCAGCUUACUGAUGAGAAAACCUGUAUGCAGUUCUCUAUCCGCCGUCCAAAGCUGCCCUCCUCGGAAACCCACCCGGAGGAGAACACGUACAAGCGCCUUGAUGUGUCUGCCUGGCUCCAUCACCUGAAUGAAUCCGGACAGGUGGAAGAGGAGUACAAGCUGCAGAAGGCCAUUUUCUUUGGUGGGAUUGAUAUUUCCAUCCGUGGGGAGGUGUGGCCCUUUCUGCUGCACUACUACAGCUACGAGUCCACCUCUGAAGAGAGGGAGGCACUGAGACUGCAGAAGAGGAAAGAGUACUUUGAGAUCCAGGAAAAAAGGCUUUCGAUGACUCCAGAUGAACAGAAGGAUUUUUGGCGUAAAGUACAGUUCACGGUAGAUAAAGACGUCGUGAGGACUGACCGCAGCAACCAGUUCUUUCGAGGGGAGGAUAACCCAAAUGUGGAAACUAUGAGGAGGAUCUUGCUGAACUAUGCAGUAUUUAACCCAACAAUUGGAUACUCCCAGGGGAUGUCCGACCUGGUUGCCCCACUCCUGGCAGAGGUCCUAGAUGAGUCGGAUACUUUCUGGUGCUUUGUAGGAUUGAUGCAGAACACGAUCUUCAUCAGCUCACCCCGGGAUGAGGAUAUGGAGAAACAGCUGAUGUACCUGCGAGAGCUGCUACGGCUCAUGCACCCACGCUUCUACCAGCACCUUUCUUCCUUGGGAGAGGAUGGCCUGCAGAUGCUUUUCUGUCACCGUUGGAUCCUCCUCUGUUUUAAACGUGAAUUUCCAGAUGCUGAGGCUUUGCGCAUGUGGGAAGCGUGCUGGGCUCACUAUCAGACUGACUAUUUCCACCUCUUUAUCUGUGUGGCCAUCGUGGUGAUUUAUGGGGAUGAUGUCAUUGAACAACAGCUGGCCACUGACCAGAUGCUGCUGCAUUUCGGCAACCUGGCUAUGCACAUGAACGGAGAACUUGUACUCAGGAAGGCGAGGAGUCUGCUCUAUCAGUUCCACCUGUUACCCCGCAUCCCCUGCAGCCUGCAUGACCUGUGCAAGCUGUGUGGGACAGGAAUGUGGGACAGUGGCUUCAUCCCCGCUGUGGAGUGCUCUGGCCAUCACCCGGAGUCCGAGAGCUGCCCGUAUGGAGGACUGGCAGAAGUGUCUUCUCCUAAACCAGGAAACGAAGGCAAGAGAGGCUUGAAAACACGGGACGUCUUUGCUUUCCGAAAAUAGCUAUAAAGGAACAGGGUGUGACAGCAGAAGAGGGAAGGGCAGGAAGGAUGUACAUAGGAAAAAAUGUUGAAGACCAAAAUGGAGGG